Schistocerca nitens (vagrant locust) is the source of this 1107-nucleotide messenger RNA. Its product is annotated as sugar transporter SWEET1-like. Gene Ontology annotation, molecular function: sugar transmembrane transporter activity. NCBI's taxonomy places the organism in Eukaryota, Metazoa, Arthropoda, Insecta, Orthoptera, Acrididae. The record is from RefSeq and is a predicted model, not a curated record. The transcript is spliced from 6 exons. The coding region runs from base 149 to 793 and encodes 214 amino acids. Gene Ontology annotation, biological process: carbohydrate transport. Gene Ontology annotation, cellular component: membrane.
GUGUGGCACAUUUGAAAAUCGUGGUAAAAGUGGAAUUUGGUGGAAUUUCUUACAUAACUGAUGACACCGGAGCUGGAAAACAAAUUUAUCCACCCGUGUUUUUGGGAUAACUGGCUGCGUUAUCGGACAGGCGUGUAUUAUACGUAAGAUGUUAUUUCCCGAUUUGAAAAGUUUAUUUGCCACAACAGCGGUGACGUCUGGUAUUAUCCAGUUUUUAUCUGGAAUACCAAUAUGCAAGGGUUUUAUUGACACUGGGACAACAGGAGAGAGUGAACCAACAACGUUCGUUGCUGCACUGUUGUCGUCCUCUUUAUGGCUUUUGUAUGGCAUCGCAAUAUCUGACACUUCUACAAUUAUUGUCAACUCAAUUGGUGCGUUACUACAGUCCAGUUAUGUAGUAACAUACUACAUAUACGCUAUCAGGAAGUCACAGGUACUGAAGUACAUGGCUGCAUUCAUUGUGGUGUUGCUAUUAACACUUCUGUAUUUAUACUUCGACACAAAUCCAGACAGAAAGAGAUAUCACAUGGGUCUCAUAUGUACAUUCGUGACUAUCAUGUUCUUUGCUGCGCCAUUGGUUACCUUGCGCAAGGUUAUAAGAUCAAGAAGUACACGUUCUCUUCCAUUUCCUAUUAUAUUAAUGACAUUUUUGUCAUCAGUACAAUGGUUAAUAUACGGAUUUCUAUUGGGGGAUCCAUUCAUGAAGAUUGUAAAUGUAAUUGGUACACUAUUGAGCACAUUUCAGCUCUCGCUUUUUGUUAUAUACCGUGACCAACCUGUGCAGGCAGAGUGAAGAGAUCCCAGUGAAAGGACACCAUCUUUGCACCAAAGAGAAGUGCAAUGUAUUUAUUAUUGCUUGUUUAUUUUUUGUGUUAGGAGGAGAAAAGAAUGAAAUGAAAUGAUUGUGCAUGAUACUUACGACUGAGAAACUUACAUCCAUGACUGUUUUGUGAUAAGAUUUUAAAUUGAUGUACCUGAGGAAACCUAGACAUUCUGUUGAAAUGGGAAAAAUCUUCCUUCAAAUAUAUGUAAUUUUUAAAGGCUUCAUGUAAAUGGCUGUGAGAUAAUUAUAUUUUAUAUGAGACUAUAUUUUACUUGUGAGUAAUA